AUGGCCACUGCCUCCACUCGACAACCCACACCGAUGCCCCGAGAAGCGAGCCUGCUCGGCUUGCCCCGAGAGCUGAGACUGCAGAUCUACGAAGAGGUGUUCGCAUUAGAUCUGGAACAUGCAAUAUUGGAUCAAUGGACAGAUACACACAGCGCUGAGAAAGGCUUCGUCAGCGUACCAGACUUGACGAGCGAGACGCUGUGCAUUCCAUGGCUGUGUCUGAAGCUCACCUGCAGAACCAUCGCAUUCGAGAUCCGGGCUCGCAUGCGGCAAAAUUCCUUCCUUGAAGAUGCGGAGAAGAGGACAUAUACACUCGAUCUGGAAGCAACUCGCCGGGGCGUGGCUCUCGGUACAACAACAUGGAGGCGUCUCCCUUGUGCGCCUCAGCAGACAGAAUAUCUCCAUGCCUUCUACAACGCCAGUCGCGGAUUCCAGGCAUGGGGUGACGGAGGCCCUCACGGCAUCACAUCCGGCCUGUACCAGACACUCAACCAUUUCGUCCAUUGCGGUCCGAGAUUAGACUCGCGGUAUUUGCUUCCCAAGCCAUUGCACCUGAAAGAGCUUCGCAUCACCAUCGAGAGUCGUGGAGUGCCAGAUGAGGAGGAUGAACAUGCGCACUAUCGACUCUCAGAGCGGGACACGAACCCGAAGACGACGUUGUAUUCGCUUGGAACGAUCGUGGGCCAGAUCAAACGGACAGGUGUGCUGCGAGGCUUUAUGGAUCGAAUAGUCCUUGCCUGCGACGAAGAACAGCUGGUUUGGUAUGCGGAGGACGCUGAAGGGAAUGGCAUUCCGGAGCAUUGGAAUCGGUAUGGGUUCGAUUGGGGUAUGGAGCUGUACCAGACAAGUUGA
Molecule: messenger RNA, 852 nt
Organism: Lecanosticta acicola
Lineage: Eukaryota; Fungi; Ascomycota; Dothideomycetes; Mycosphaerellales; Mycosphaerellaceae
Source: the annotation of a GenBank genome assembly